UUCCAUCUAUCUUUCUAUUUCAUACUCACCUCCCUUAUUUAAACUUUUUUCAUAGAAAAUAAUAAUAGUAUCCGUCUUUGGUUCUUCACACAAAGGGUCCCUUUUUUCUAGCUGUUAUUUUCACGGGGAAAGUCAAUUUAAAACCGAAAACAGAUCAGCAAUGCCGUUGCUUGUUUAUCUUUCGCAAGUUAUAGCAUUGUCGAUCUUGUUCAUCCCUGAGGUGUGUCUCGCCGGUAAAAACAUUCCGGCAAGUUUUGUGUUCGGAGAUUCAUUAGUGGAUGCCGGAAACAACAACUAUUUAACCACAUUAUCAAAGGCUAACUAUGAUCCUAAUGGGAUUGAUUUUGGAUCGGCUACAGGAAGAUUCACCAACGGAAGAACCAUCGUCGAUAUCGUAAUUCAGGCAUUAGGUUCCGAUGAACUAACUUCACCGAACUUAGCACCCACGACAAGAGGAUCCCUCGUUCUCAAAGGCGUAAAUUAUGCUUCCGGCGGAAGUGGAAUUCUUAACUCCACCGGAAAAUUAUUUGGCGACCGAAUAAAUGUGGAUGCACAACUAGACAACUUUGCAACCACGAGACAAGACAUCAUUUCUUGGAUCGGUGAAUCCGCGGCAGCUAAAUUAUUCCGGUCAGCAAUUUUCUCGGUUACAACCGGUUCUAACGAUCUAAUCAACAAUUAUUUCACUCCGGUCGUAUCAAAUCUUGAACGGAAAGUCGUGCCUCCAGAAGACUUUGUUGAUACAAUGAUCUCAAGAUUCAGAUUACAGCUCACCAGAUUGUACCAGUUGGGCGCAAGGAAAAUCGUGGUGAUUAAUGUAGGUCCGGUUGGUUGUAUACCUUUUUCGAGAGAGUCUGAUCCAACGGCAGGAAAUGAAUGCUCGGUGGAACCUAAUGAAGUGGCACAAAUGUAUAAUCUCCAGCUUAAGACUGUCGUGGAUGAUUUAAACUCUAAUCUACAAGGUUCAAGAUUUGUCUACGCAGAUGUUUUUCGCAUUGUUUAUGAUAUCAUCCAAAACUAUGGAUCUUACGGUUUUGAGAGUGAGAAGGUUCCGUGUUGUUCGUUAGCUGGGAAGGUAGGUGGGCUGAUUCCAUGUGGACCAUCUUCCAAAGUAUGUGUGGAUCGUUCCAAAUACGUAUUUUGGGAUCCUUACCAUCCUACAGAAGCUGCUAACAUCAUCAUCGCCCGGCGUCUCCUCUCCGGCGAUACCUCUGAUAUUUUCCCGAUUAAUAUCCGGCAACUCGCUAACCUUAAGCUAAACACAUAAAUCUUGAAGAUAAAAGCCCAUGUAGAUGGGGUUGGCCCGGGUAGCUAUUGGGGUUUGCAUUUUGAUCUAGUUAAUUUUUUGUUUGUUUUAAUAUUUUGUCUAAUCUCUCAAAGAAAUUAGAAGCGCGAUUAAUGUUGUUGGCUUUCCAUUGUUUCACUAAAUCUUCUCAGCAUCUAAGAGCACCUUUAACGGUUAUAUACCGUAAUAGUUUCUUAAAAAAUAAAAUUAUUACUAUUUUAUUUGCAUGUCCAUGCUCAAUUUUUUUUUCUGAAAAUUAAUACUUUAAUUUACUGACAACUGUAGAAUUUAUUCUACAUAAUAUCUAAAGAAACGUAAAAGAUUUAUCUUUGUUCUCUCUCUUACUUUUUGAUUAAUUUUAUUUUUUAAAUGAUGAAAAUUUGGGAAAGAAUUUUAAAGGAGAAAUCUCUUAAAAUAAACGUAAAAGAUAUAUUUAUGGUUAAUUUAAAGAGCUUCGAUGGAUUCAUUGAAGUCUUUAUUCUGAGCUUAUUGCAAUAUCACUCACUUAGGAAGCAGUUUUCGGUGGAUUCACCGGAUCUGUUAUCGUUUUCAUCAUCCUCCUUGGUCGAGGAUAGAAUCUUACAAUCAUACCUCCAUUCUAUGAACGGAGAUGUUCUUUCGGAUUCUUUUCCGAGUUAUUGUUUCAGCUUACUCGCCGGUUUGUUUCCUUGCGUAGCGGUCUGUACGGGGCCAGAAAGUGCAAUCAAGAUUACUUUGGUUUUUCUUGUUGGUGAGGGUUGUCUCUCAACGUCACUUGUGACUAAAUCUCAGCUAUCCGACUUUGCCGGAAAUGCUUUAUCGACGCAUUAAAGCCAUGUCUCGAAUUCGCUGUCAACUUCAUAUGAAGACUUAUUAUGUUUAAUUGCUUUUUUUGUUGUAGUUUAUGGUUUGUCUUCAAGAGGAUGUUUAAUUUCCUCUUGUUAUUGUAGUCGUCAAGUUUGAGUUUAAUGAAAGUUGUGUUUCAAAAAAAAAAAAAACUAAAGAAAUAAAAAAUAGGGAGAAUUGCCAAGUGUGACUCAAAACUUGGAGUCAAACCCAAAACAAUA
Brassica napus (rape) is the source of this 2331-nucleotide messenger RNA. Its product is annotated as GDSL esterase/lipase At4g16230-like. Lineage: Eukaryota; Viridiplantae; Streptophyta; Magnoliopsida; Brassicales; Brassicaceae. The transcript is spliced from 5 exons. The coding region runs from base 161 to 1267 and encodes 368 amino acids. Gene Ontology annotation, molecular function: hydrolase activity, acting on ester bonds. The record is from RefSeq and is a predicted model, not a curated record.